AUGGCGACAUCAGAGACGGGAACCAGCACCAGCAAUCCAUUUGGAGGUGAGUACCAGGUGUUCCUGAGUUUUAGAGGACCCGACACUCGUCGUGGAUUCGCCGACACCCUCUACCAUGCCUUGUCUGAAGCCGGGAUUCAUGUUUUCAUCGAUAACGAAGAGAUUCGACCGGGUGAAAGAAUUGAUGGCGAACUUUUGCGGGCGAUCAAUGACUCCAGGCUCUACAUACCCAUCUUCUCCCCCAACUACGCUUCGAGUUAUUGGUGCCUCUGCGAGCUUGCGAAGAUGGUGGAGAACAUCUCUAAUCCUAGGGAAGACGAGACUAAGAAGGUGAUAUUGCCCAUCUUUUAUGAUGUGAAACCAGAUGACGUGAAGUUGUGA
Messenger RNA from Eucalyptus grandis, 381 nucleotides. RefSeq names its product TIR-only protein-like. Lineage: Eukaryota; Viridiplantae; Streptophyta; Magnoliopsida; Myrtales; Myrtaceae. The transcript has a single exon. Gene Ontology annotation, biological process: signal transduction. The coding region runs from base 1 to 381 and encodes 126 amino acids. The record is from RefSeq and is a predicted model, not a curated record.